Molecule: messenger RNA, 2262 nt
Organism: Strongyloides ratti
Lineage: Eukaryota; Metazoa; Nematoda; Chromadorea; Rhabditida; Strongyloididae
Product: Peripheral plasma membrane protein CASK
Exons: 4
Coding region: 1-2262 (753 amino acids)
Biological process (GO): regulation of neurotransmitter secretion
Cellular component (GO): cell-cell junction; plasma membrane
Molecular function (GO): signaling receptor binding
Source: RefSeq, a predicted model, not a curated record
AUGGAUUCAUUGUUAUAUCAAAAUUUACUCUUAUCACUUCUAAUAGGAUCAUUUUUAAUAUUUAUCCUAUCUGUUAUUUGUAUUGGAGCAUGUACUGAUAGAGGAUUUUGUUGUCAUGAACAGGUAGAUCGCCAUCUCCUACAAAGACGACAUCAUCAUACCUCUAUUUGUGAUGAUGCUAUUAAUAUGAAAUAUACUAAAAGGUUACUAGAAAAUAGUUUAAUAGAAAAUCGUGAUCUUCUUGAGAUGAUUGUUGAGAAGACAUCUACCAACAAUUAUAAUAAAAAAGAUCAUGAAAUUGAAGUUGAUAGUAAUAUUGAAAUUGAAUGUACAACAGAUAUCAUCAAACUUAGGCCUGUCAAUAUUGAGGAAGAUAUUAGGAAAAAUAGAUUGGAGUGUGAAAGUACAUUAACUCAUCUUGAAGAUAGAAUUAGUAGGCAAGAUAUUGAAGAUGAUAAUGCUAGUAUUAUUUUACCUCCAAUUAAAAGUAUAGUAUCAAGACAAGAUUUACAUCCACAAACAUCAUUACCAGAAGCAACAAGUUUGUUUAAUGUAUUAAAAACAUCACUAGACAAUCUUACUAACCCAUCUCCAGAAGCAAUAGAAUUAAAAGCUAUCUUUUCAAAUGUUCAUUUAAAAGCUCUUCUAAAUGCACAAGAUAUAAUAUUACAGGAAGUUUUUAAUAAUCCAAAUGUUGAAUGUGGUGAUGUUUUAACAAGACAUGAUGAUAAAAUUGGAGUUAAUUUUGGAAAAGGAUCAAGUAGUAGUAGUAGUAAAAUUAUCUCACCAAGUAAUGUAAGUGAUAAAAUAUUUACACAAUCAUUACCAAGAAUGUGUAAUCAUGAUAUUCAAAGUUCUAUUCAACCAUCAACUUCUAAAAUGCAAGAAAAUGAGGAACAAGAUAUUUUUACAGAUAUUGUUUCUAGAGUUAGAUUAAUUCAAUUUCAAAAAGAUACUGAAGAACCAAUGGGAAUAACAUUAAAAAUAACUGAAGAUGGUAGAUGUAUUGUAGCUAGAAUAAUGUAUGGUGGUUUAAUUCAUAGACAGGGAACACUUCAUGUAUCAGAUGAAAUACGUGAAAUUAAUGGUAUUUCUGUACAAAAUCAAAGUGUUGAAAGUUUACAAAAAAUGUUACGUGAUAUUAGAGGAAAUGUAACAUUUAAAAUAGUUCCUAGUUAUAGAAGUGCUCCACCAGCAUGUGAAAUAUUUGUUAGGGCACAAUUUGAUUAUGAUCCAUCACAAGAUGAUUUAAUACCAUGUUCACAGGCUGGUGUACCAUUUAAAACUGGUGAUAUAUUACAAGUUAUAUCAAAAGAUGAUCAUAAUUGGUGGCAAGCUAAAUUUAUUUGCCCUUUUCCUGCUAUAGGAAAUUUUUCAACAAUUAAACAUCUUAAUAUUAAUCCAAAUACAUUAAGUGGUAUAUAUACAUCAACUCUUAAUACUCAUGAUCCACAUAAUUUUGGUAAAAGUGGUCCAACUACAAUGACAGUAGCUGGUUUAAUACCAUCACCAGAAUUACAAGAAUGGAGAACAGCAUGUAUGGCAAUGGAAAGAGCCAAAGAAGGUUCUAAUUGUAUGUGGUUUAAUAAAAAAAAGAAAUAUUAUACAACAAAAUAUUUACGUAAACAUUCUAAUAUCUUUGAACAAUUAGAUCUUGUAACAUAUGAAGAAGUUGUUGGUUUAACACAAUUUCGCCGUAAAACACUUGUCCUUCUUGGUGCACAUGGUGUUGGUAGAAGACAUAUAAAAAAUACCUUAAUUCAUAAAUAUCCAGGUAAAUAUGCUUAUCCAAUACCACAUACAACAAGACAACCACGUAAAGAUGAAAUUGAUGGUAAACAUUAUUUUUUUGUAUCAAAUGAUGCUAUGUUAACAGAUAUACAAAAUAAUGAAUAUCUUGAAUAUGGAACACAUGAAGAAUGUAUGUAUGGAACAAAACUUGAAACAAUUAGACAUAUUCAUCGUUCUGGUAAAACAGCUAUUCUUGAUGUUGAACCACAGGCAUUAAAAGUUCUCCGUACUGCUGAGUACUCACCAUUUGUUGUAUUUAUAGCAGCACCAGACUUACAAGGUCUCCAAGAUCCAGAUGGUUCUUUAGAAAGAUUAUUAAAAGAAAGUGAAAUAUUACGCCAAGCAUUUGGUCAUCUUUUUGAUUAUAUUAUAUAUAAUAAUGAUAUUGAUGAAACUAUUAAACAAUUAGAAGUAAUAAUGGAAAAACUAAAUGUUACACCACAAUGGGUUCCAGUAUCUUGGGUUUAUUAA